UGAGAGGUUAUCUUUAGAUAUUCGUUUAAUUGCUGUACUGUGCUUUUGCUCUCGACAUUCCAUUAGAUAAUUUGGAUCUAGACGGAAACGUUUACUCUUACCCCUCUCAAUAUGAAAGCUGUGAUAAUACUGGCGCUAUUGGCGUGCGUCAUAGCUGUGACGUACGGUGAUCUGGUCUGUGGUAGCAGUUACUGCAAGAGCAAUCCCUGCAACACCCGCGUAGCCGCAAGCACCUGCCGUUCACCAUCUGUGUACCGCCAGAAUCAUUCAGGCAAAUGCGCUUGUUGUCCGGCUUGCGUUACUCUUCUACCGGAAAAUUCAGCGUGCAAAACUUACAGCAAGGAGCUGGGAGAAACACCAUCAGCUGUUUGUAGUGAUCCAUUGAAGUGUGUAAAUGGAGUGUGUAUCAAGGUUACACCCAGAUCCGGCUAGAUGAAAAAAACUUUUUUUUAUUAAUUACAAAUGUUAAACAAUCCUCAGUGGAAAUAAAAAACUUGCAACUCUA
Molecule: messenger RNA, 505 nt
Organism: Achroia grisella
Lineage: Eukaryota; Metazoa; Arthropoda; Insecta; Lepidoptera; Pyralidae
Gene: CP8
Product: fungal protease inhibitor-1-like
Exons: 3
Coding region: 112-432 (106 amino acids)
Biological process (GO): negative regulation of peptidase activity
Molecular function (GO): peptidase inhibitor activity
Source: RefSeq, a predicted model, not a curated record